AUGGAGGAAAGAGCCAAAGCCUGUCCACUGCUGGCUGCAGCUGUGUUCCUGCUAUCUGCUGAGAGAUCUUCCUCGCAGGCAGCGAGAGCUCAGAGGGGAGGACAGCUCCUUUGUACGAGGCUGCUCAUUAGUGUGACUUGGAGCCAGAAGGUGGAGAAGGAGCUGGCCAGGGUUCUGAAGUUGGGUUGCUCGGUGCUGAGCCAGGCUUGGCUGAGGGAGAUGUCCGUGGUGCUGCACCUGUACCGUGGAAGAGCCUUGGGGAGCUUGAUGAAGAUGGACGGCCCAGCGGCAGGAAGGCCGAGCACGUGGGCGCUUAAACUGCUCGUCUUCCUCCUCAGCCAUUUCAUGGACGACGAAGUCUCAAGCCAGGUGAUCUGCCACAGACCCCUCCAUCACGAAUGGCAACCUCAGCUGAGGAACAUCACCCUGAGAUGGACUCUCAUGGAGAACACCUGCAGCAGCGGGGAUCAGUGCUGGAACGGCCUUCCGAAACGAGAGCAGCACUGGACGAAUCAGUCGUACGCUUUCCCUCAGCUGUGCCCCCUGGAGGUUCAGCUGGGAGAUGCGCUGUUCGCUGUCCCUGACAGAACACUGGAGCGGUAUGGCGUGAACCUAAUCAACGUGUCCAAAGAAGAGUUUGAAAGCUGCUCAACGGAGCAAGUGCAGAGCAAGCACUUCGUCUUCGCCGGCUUUAUGAAGGGUAGCAUGCAGGUGGGCCCGAAGUGGCUGUCCCCUGGCGUUCAUUACUUUGCUGCCACUCACAAAGGCAGUAGCCAGCUAUGCCAGCUUGGCCUGCGUCUUGGUGUGGUGGUCAAGGAGCAGCGCUGUCAGGACUCUCCGCUUCUCCGCCUCUGCUCAGGCCACGGCGUUUGCAGAGCUAACGUCAGACAGCUUGUAUACGGCUGCCGGUGUAACAAGCAUUAUUCCGGGCCCUUCUGCGAGGAUUUCGAUGCCUGCGCUGAGAAGCCGUGCUUAAACGGUGCGACCUGCGUGAGCAACAGCACUGCAGAGCCCGGUCGGCCUUCCUAUGAGUGCUUGUGUCCGCCCCGGUUCUCUGGUGUCAACUGCUCUGAAAUCCUCGGCCAGAGAAACUGUACCCAGGACUGCAGGAACGGGACGUGUGUGCAAGUGUCGCCAGUUUCCUACCAGUGCCGAUGUUUGGCUGGAUACACAGGUACUUUCUGCGCGGGAGAGAAGAGCCCCUGCGGUUCCAACCCAUGUAGAAAUGGAGGCGAGUGUGAAGAAAACGGAGAGACGUACGUCUGCACGUGCCCAGAGGGCUUCACCGGAUCCAACUGUGACGCAGAACUCGACCAGUACUGCGCAGCUCACGCCUGUCAGCAAGAACAAGCGUGCAGCCCAGAUGAACAUAACUCCACAUGUGUGUGUGCCGGCCCGGACUGCAGGGAGCUGGGGGGGCCGUGCAGCCCGUCUCCCUGUCUGAACCGCGGCAGCUGCGUGGCGAGAGGAGACCAGUACUACUGCAGAUGCCUCAGAGGCUUUUCCGGGAAGAACUGCGAAGAUAUAAUUGACUACUGCAGGCUGCUCUCUGUUAACUGCUCGAAUGAAGGAUCGUGUCUCAACCUAAUUGGCGGAUAUAAUUGUCUCUGUGCUCCGGGCUGGACAGGGGAGCUUUGUCAAUAUGUGGUGGACGCCUGCUUAAUCUACCCAAACAGGUGUUUGAAUGGAGCUACAUGUGUCAGCAUGAGUCAGCCGACUGCACCCCCUCAUUACACAUGCACAUGUUCCCCUGGUUACACAGGACGUCACUGUGAAGCCGAAAUAAACGAGUGUAAAUCCAGACCCUGCCAGCACGGCGGAUCGUGCACCGACUUUAUCGGGUACUACAAGUGCUCCUGUCCCACAGGAUUCGUUGGGCCGGACUGCGAGGUGGACGUGAACGCGUGCACGCUGCUGAACGUUACCUGCCCCGCUGGGUUGGUGUGCGUGGACGCACCUGAAGACCUGCGCUAUACGUGUCGCAGGCCUUGCCCCCACACCGUACAGCCUUGCGCCAACCGGGGACGAUGUUUCCUCAGCAGCGGCGCCAGUUACAGCUGUGUGUGCGCACCUGGCUGGACGGGCCCAAACUGCUUGGUCAAUAUCAACGAGUGUGUGCAGCACCGGUGUCAGAACGGAGCCACUUGCGUGGAUGAGGUUGGUGGGUACAGUUGUCAGUGUGACCAUGGAUACACCGGCGUCCACUGUGAGCUCCACAUUGACCGCUGCCUGGGCCAUCAGUGCUCAGAGCACGGCGUAUGCCUGGGCCAGCGGCACAACUACACCUGCCGGUGCAUGCUGGGAUACGAGGGGGCGCUGUGUGAAACCGAAACCGACGAAUGCAGGAGUUCACCAUGUGCCAACGGCGCCACCUGCGUGGACUCUGUCGCCAAUUACUGGUGUCUCUGCGCAUCUGGCUUUGAAGGUCGGACCUGUUCGGAGAAUACGAACGACUGCUGGUCGAUGCCUUGCCUUAAUGGAGGUUCAUGCGUGGAUCUAAUCAAUGACUACAUUUGUAUCUGUCCGCUCGGAUUCGAGGGAGACGACUGCUCCACAGUGACCAGAAGAUGCUUGUCCGAUCCAUGCGACGUCCGAGGAACGUACAUGUGCGAAGAGCUGGGGGGCACUUAUAAGUGCGUGUGCCGUCAUGGCUUCACAGGGAGACUGUGCGAAAUUCCCAUCAGCCACUGCAUCGAGGGGUUGUGCCAUCACGGGUCCAAGUGUGUGGACCUUCCCCGAGGGUUCGUGUGCGAGUGCUUGCCUGGGUUAACCGGACGAUUUUGCGAGAUCAACAUCGACGACUGUGCCAGUAAACCGUGCGGUGCCCUCAGCAUCUGCAAAGAUGGCAUCGACGCCUACGACUGCUUCUGCGCACCUGGUUUCAUCGGUAAUAACUGUGAGAUUGAAGUAGACGAGUGUCUAAGCCAGCCCUGUCAGAAUGGAGCGUCCUGCUCGGAUGAGCUUAACUCCUUCAGCUGCAUCUGCCCGAAUGGAACCGCAGGCAGCUUAUGUGAAAUCAAUGUCAAUGAAUGCCAGUCGUCGCCAUGCCUGAACAACGCCACGUGUCUGGACCUUGCCAAUGGCUUUGAAUGCAUCUGCCCUCCAGGCUUCACUGGACCCGAAUGCGAGCUGGACAUUGACGAGUGCGCCUCUUCUCCCUGCAAGAAUGGGGCCACUUGCAUUGACCAGCCUGGUAAUUACUACUGCCAAUGUGUGGCUCCAUUUAAAGGUGUGAACUGCGAGUUCCUGCCGUGUGAAGCGAACAACCCGUGCGAGAACGGGGCCGAGUGCGUGGAGGAGGCCGACCAGGCGCGCUUCCCACUGGGCUUCCGCUGCCGCUGCGCCCGGGGCUUCACCGGCCCCCGCUGCGAGCUCAACGUCGACGAGUGCGCCUCCAGCCCCUGCCUGCACGGCUUCUGCUACGACGUGGUGGACGGCUUCUACUGCCUCUGUAACCCGGGAUACGCCGGCGUCCGGUGCGAGCAGGACAUCGACGACUGUGUGGACAACAUGUGUCAGAACAACUCCACCUGCGUUGACCUCCACCUGAGUUACCAGUGCGUGUGCAGACCAGGCUGGGAGGGGGACUUCUGCGAGCAGGAAACGGACGAAUGCACCUCAAACCCCUGCAAAAACAGUGGCACCUGCACCGAUCUGCCCAAUGCCUACAGGUGCGAGUGCCCCCGUGGCUGGGCCGGUCCUGACUGCAGCGAGGACGUGAAGGAGUGCGCCUCCUCGCCCUGCUUCAAUGGGGCUCGGUGCGUGGAGUCGGACGUCCCGGGGGAGUUCUCCUGCACCUGCCCUCCUUUCUUCACCGGCCCGCUCUGCAGGCUGCCGUACGACCCCUGCGACCUCUAUAACGACCCCUGCCUGCACAACUCCACCUGCCGCCCCCGGCCAGACGGCACCGCGGAGUGCCUGUGCCCCGCAGGGUUCGAGGGACCUCGCUGUGAAAUUGACACCAAUGAGUGUGGCUCCAGUCCGUGCCAGAACCAGGGCCAUUGUGUGGAUGGGGUCAACAGUUACUACUGCUACUGCAAACCUGGCUUUUCUGGCCAGCACUGUGAGGAAGACAUCAACGAGUGUGUCUCCAACCCCUGCCAAAACCAAGGCCUCUGCCAGGACCUCGUGAACAGCUUCCGAUGCUCCUGCCCGCCUGGAUACUUCGGGGCUUUGUGUGAUCUGGACGUGAACGAGUGUGAGGUGUCACCCUGCCUCCACGAUGGCGUGUGCAUCAACAAGCCCGGGGGCUUCGCGUGUGUGUGCCGGCCCGGCUUCUCCGGUACGUGGUGUGAGCUGAACGUGGACGAGUGCCUGUCCAGCCCGUGCCAUAACGGCGGGAGGUGUGUGGACGGCCCCAACGGCUACCAGUGCCUCUGCUCCAACGGCUUCAUGGGCUCCGACUGCGCCAGCAACAUUGACGAAUGUGCCUCGAGCCCCUGCGUCCACGGGAGCUGCUCGGACGGGAUCGACGCUUACGACUGUCAGUGCGAGAUUGGAUGGAGCGGCCGCAGAUGCGAGACUAAUAUUGAUGACUGCCAGUCCCGGCCUUGCCUGAACGGGGGCUCCUGCGUGGACCUUGUCGACAAAUACGCCUGCAUAUGCACCGAGGGCUACAGCGGCAGACAGUGCGAGGUGGACUUAGACGUGUGCCUGCAGAGGCCUACGAAUUUCUCCCUCUGCUUUAACGGCGGGACCUGCCUGGAUGGCCCAGGAUCCAAUUUCACAUGCAGGUGUCCAGCCGGUUUCGCGGGAGAUUUCUGUGAGGUGGACGUGAACGAAUGCUGCUCGGAGCCUUGCUUUCACGGCGCCAUCUGUCAAGACCUCAUCAAUGGCUACCAGUGCCACUGUCGACCAGGUUGGACAGGCCUUCACUGCGAGGAUGACAUUAAUGAGUGCCUGCCGCAGCCGUGCGACCAGGGGAUGUGCAUCCAGAACGAACCGGGCCAUGGCUACACCUGUUUCUGUCGGCCCGGAUUUGUGGGCAGGAACUGUGAGUAUAAUUAUGAUGACUGCUUGCUCCGGCCGUGCCCUGACGGUUUCUCCUGCGUGGAUGGCAUCAACAGUGUCAGCUGUGUUGCCGUGGAGACAGAUGCAAUCUCCAUGCCUCCAUGGGGCUUCACUCCCACCAGCCCCGGCGCUCCGUUCACCCCCGCACCGGUGGAUGACCUGCUAGAUGCUGAACUGCCAGCAGACGCCGCAUAUGGGAGAUAUUCCGGUGAUUCUUUCCUGGAGUUUGAGGGCAUCGACCUGGGAGCUGUGAACAAUAUCACAGUGCGGUUUCAGACGUGGUCUUGGAACGGAACGCUCCUGUAUGUGGACCAAGGACGCGUACGCAGAGGCUUCUUCUUCAUCAAACUCCACCUUUUCAAUGGAACGCUACAGUAUGAUUUCUCCUGUAACCAAGAAGAAGGGAUUCGGAGGAUUAACACCAACAUACAAGUCAACGAUGGCAAUGAGUAUCUGGCGCAUGUGAGACAGUAUCUGGCUCCGUGCGAGGCUGAGGUCGCCGUGUCCGGCUUUCAACGAGUCCGAAGCGUCCCGAGCAAUUACUGGUCAGGACUGACCGUUCAGAAGACAGGCCACGUUUUCGUAGGAGGUCUACCGCUCAGUCACCCUCCAUACAAGGGAGCCGAGCCUCUCUACAACUACACCGGCUGUAUAGAAAUAAUUGAAAUUAAUAAGCUCCGGGGAUUUCGCACAUCCACCGCUAUCACCGCGAACAACGUUGACAACUGCAGGUCUGUGUGGUAUCAGGACACCCCAGUGGGCACUGUUGCUCCCCCUCCUGUGUCCAGCCCAUUUGAGACCACCCCCAACGGAGCAGACAUCAUUACCCCUCUCCCUACCGCCCCACCGGCGGCCUGCUCUGACGGGCCUUGUCGCAACGGGGGGACGUGCCGGCCGCUGUCCCUGCCCAGCGGGGCAGCAGCUUUCCUCUGCGACUGCCCUCUCCACUUCACGGGGCGCCUAUGUGAGAAAGAUACCUCCAUAUUCUUCCCUUUAUUCGGCGGUUCUUCUUUCUUGGAGCUCCAGCCUCUCUCAUCUCUGGAUUCCAGCUUUGAGGCGUCGUCUGCCGGAGACACAGCGAGCGUUUUCCUAACUGUGAAAACGAGGGCUGCCCACGGAACCAUACUUUACAGCCGGGAGCAGAAUGUCGGUGAUCGUUUCCUCCACGUGUUCCUCCAAGACGGACGUCCGGUUGCCAGAUUGGGCUGCGGUGGCAUCCACGUUUUGAACGCUCUCGCUAGACAGAACAUUGAUGAGAACACGGUGGUGCCAGUAACAGUGAGAUACCGCCUGCCUGUCAGUGAAGAUGGAGGGUUAUGUAUGAUUGAAAUAGCUGUGGCUAAUGGAACAGCUAAUCGACGGCAGAAGUAUGUGGCCGAGCGCGUGUCAGAGGUCUCAUUCGGGCCCACUUUCCUGGGCGGCGUUCCGUCUCUCUCCGAGCUGCACGACAGCGCAGGUGAUGUGUCCGGGUUUGAAGGCUGCAUUCGUGAGCUGCAGGUCAACUCCAGAGAAGUCUACAUCGCUGGGGAGGCGGUCCGAGGCAGAAACAUCCAGAACUGCGAUACACCAGUGUGCCAGCACCAGCCAUGCCGGAACGGUGGGACAUGCAUCAGCGAUGCAGAGAACUGGUUCUGCGUGUGUCCCCCGCUCUACUCGGGCAAGCUGUGCCAGUUCACCGCCUGCGAGCGCAACCCGUGUGCUCACGGCGCCACCUGCAUUCCCAAGUCCCAGCUGGAGGCAGUGUGUCUGUGCCCACAUGGAAGGCAGGGCCUCCUGUGUAACGAGGCCAUCAACAUCACCCGGCCCAGGUUCAGCGGGCUGGACGAGUUUGGGUACACGUCCUACAUGGCGUACCCGCCCAUCCCCAGCAUGAGCUCCUUCUGCGAGUUCAAGCUGAAGCUGACGUUUGCUAGUAACAUCUCUGCCCUGAAGGACAACCUAAUUCUCUUUUCUGGACAGAAGGGACAAGGUGUCAGUGGAGACGACUUCUUUGCCCUGGGCGUGAGGAAUGGACGAAUCUUCCAUAAGUACAACCUCGGCUCUGGGGUGGCUACUAUCGUCAGUGACCGGCUGAGCUGGAGGAUGAAAAUACACACCGUCCAGUUCGGACGGUAUCUCAGGAACGGGUGGCUGAAGGUGGACGGGCAAAGGAACAAGACUGGCUCGACCCCGGGCCAUCUGGCGGGCUUGAACACCUUCAGUCAACUGUACGUGGGCGGCUACAGCGAACACACCCCAGAGAUGCUGCCUGUGGGCUCCAGAUUCAAGAGCAGCUUUCAAGGCUGCAUUUUUGAUGUCCUGUUCCGGACGAGAGCAGACGGGAAGUUUCGUGCUCCAGGAGAGCCAGAAGGUCAGCCUGUGUCGGGCCGCAGCGUGGGUCAGUGUGGGGUCACUCCCUGCAGCCUCGUCCACUGCCAGAAUGGAGGCACCUGCGUGGACUCGGGAUCCUCUGUGUACUGUCAGUGUGUGUUGGGGUGGAAAGGUGCUCUCUGCUCUGAGAGAGUGUCGUUCUGUGAUGCAGAACACUCUCCGCCUCCCUCCUGCGCCCGCGGCUCCACAUGCGUCCCGCUUCCGUAUGGCUACACCUGUCAGUGUCCUCUGGGCACCGCUGGACAGUUCUGCCAGCAAGUUCUGUCCAUCACUGACCCGUUCUUCAGCGCUAACCAGUCCUCCUGGAUGGCAUUUCCUCCGGUCAGCAUGAGACACAAGACGAACCUUCAGCUGCAGUUCCAGACUCUGUCACCAGAGGGCAUCCUUUUCUACACAGCGCAGUAUCUGAGUGCUCGAGCUGGUGACUUCAUCAGUGUGUCUCUGUCUGCUGGAUUCGUGCAGCUCCGCUACAGUCUAGGAGACGGAACGAUCGCUCUGCAGUCUCAAAACAGAGUGGACUGGACCGGCAGGACGUGGCACAAGGUGAAGGCCGGGCGAGUGGGCAACCAAGGCUACCUGGUCCUAGAUGACCAAGAGGUGACGCGGAACACCUCAGAGGGUAUGACUACUCUGGACGUCACCACAGACAUUUUUGUCGGCGGUGUGUCCAGCCUGAACUUGGUGUCGCCCAGUGCAGUGGAGAAAGAGCCAGUGGGUUUCACUGGUGGCAUUCGUGAGGUCAUUGUUAACGAUCGUGACCUGGAGCUCACGGAGGGAGGGGUGCUGAGGGGGGCAAAUGUAGGCGACUGGGACGGGACGGGAUGCGGGUACAAAGUUUGUCAGAACGGCGGCUACUGCCGGCCCGUCGGUCUCGAUUCAUUCGUGUGCAUUUGCCCCCCACCCUGGACGGGCGCCCGUUGCGAUCAGUCCGUUCACUGCGUCGGCAACCGGUGUCAACAUGGCUCUCUUUGCGUUCCCAAAGUUGCUACCGCCUCAUAUUCCUGCGUUUGCGCCCUGGGAUGGAACGGGACGUACUGCGAUCAGCUGGUAUCAAUGAGGACCGUACGCUUUGUCGGAAAUUCAUAUCUCAAAUACAGAGAUCCGAAGUAUAAUUCGAGAAACCUGAUGUACACACAAGUAUCAUUUAACCUUUCCACCAGCUCGGAAGACGGGCUGGUUCUGUGGAUGGGACGGGCGGAAAGUGAGGACGAUGACUAUCUCGCUGUGGGAGUUCAGAACGGUCAUUUAAAAGUUGCCAUGAAUCUUGGCGAAAAGGUAGCUCUUCCGCUCAUCUCCCGGGACGCGAUGCUAUGCUGCGAACGGUGGAAUUACGUUUCCAUCACCCUCAAUCGCACUGUCGUCCAGGCUUUUGUUGAUGGCGAGAGGGUUAUUUUUGAAGACAUUGACCCUUUCGAGCGCUAUGUUGCCAAUAAUUACGGAGGUGUCUAUUAUUUCGGAGGGUUUGAGUUGAACAGAGAUGUAGCAUCAGUCUCAUCUGGUCUCUUCACCACCGGGUUUGUGGGAAGCAUCAAAGAUGUUGUUUUGUAUCAAGACACAAGAGCACUGCAGUUUCUUCAAACCUAUGAGGGCUUUAAUGUUUAUCAAGGAGAAGAUUAGAUGUCCUGUACUACACAGUAGUUUUAGAAAUGUAAUUUUAAAUGCAUUUAUUGGUGAAAUUUUAGAAAUGAAUUCCUUUGAAAAUUUUGUCAUUCGAUCAUAUGGAUUUGGUUACGAGAAAUGAGGAAGGAAAGUCUGCAACCUUAAAAUCUCCACUGGACUCUCUGUUUAUACAGUGGUCAUUUUAGUAAAUGUUUUGCAGGUGCUCUUGUGGCUGAUCAGUCUUUUUCAGCAGAAACCAAAAAUAGAAUGUUUUCUGUUCUUUCUUUCAAGGUGCUAA
Colossoma macropomum (tambaqui) is the source of this 9277-nucleotide messenger RNA. RefSeq names its product eyes shut homolog (gene eys). The record is from RefSeq and is a predicted model, not a curated record. The transcript has 47 exons. Gene Ontology annotation, molecular function: calcium ion binding. Gene Ontology annotation, cellular component: plasma membrane; protein-containing complex. Bases 1 to 8997 code for a protein of 2998 amino acids. NCBI's taxonomy places the organism in Eukaryota, Metazoa, Chordata, Actinopteri, Characiformes, Serrasalmidae. Gene Ontology annotation, biological process: heterophilic cell-cell adhesion; establishment or maintenance of epithelial cell apical/basal polarity.